Molecule: messenger RNA, 728 nt
Organism: Cuscuta campestris
Lineage: Eukaryota; Viridiplantae; Streptophyta; Magnoliopsida; Solanales; Convolvulaceae
Source: the annotation of a GenBank genome assembly
AUAACAAUUAUGAACGGAAUUUCAAACUUAGAUGCAUAUUCUAGUGUUAGAUGUCCACGUACUCACCUCGAUUCGUUUCGAUAUGAUUCAGUUCUAGAGAACGUCGCUCGGAUGCCAACAUCGGAGCACUCCAACCUGCUGCCCGCUACUGCCCGAAACCCCUGUUGGACAGAGCUGGAAACGCUGUCGCCGUUGACUGAGUCAACUCGCUGGAAAACAUCAUGGUCAAUCCUCUUGCUGGUUCAAUUGUUGCCGACAAGGACUACCCGCUGCCCGAACUCCGUUGCCUGAGCACAAAGAGGGGUCGCUGGAAACCAUGGAGGUUGCCAAACCCUGGUGGUUCGUCGCUGCUGGCCUUCGCCAGAACAGAGGUCGCUGGACCGCGAGGGUCGCCGGUGGAAUUCAUCGCCGUCGAAGGUUGCCGGAGAACAGGGAGUUCAGGAAGGGGGAAGAAUCCACUUCAUUCAUCUCCAUUGUUGAGCCAAGAAGAAGAAGAAGAAACAAGAAGAAGCAUCAAGGUUUCCAAUGCAAAAUCCUGAGCACAAAACAAUCAGUCUACUUGAACUUCCGGAGAUUAUUUCCAAGAAGAUUGAACGUCAGAAGCUCGAAGUUGAUAGGGGCGACCGUACGUUGAACGUUCGUUGAGGCGUAUUAUUAUCUUUCUAUUUUUCCGACCUCUACGAUAUCAAGGCGAGUACAUUGCACCUUAGUAAAGCAAUCCUUGGUUG